CAAAUAUUUUAUCUCUGGGAAACUCCUGUCACGUGUCACAAAAUGUCAUUAGAGGUAUAUUUGCAGACAUACGAAAUAAUAACAUGUAUACAAUUACUUUUGUACUAGCAGUUAUCACUUGCCUUGCAAACUCGAAACAUAGAAGUAAGAAAGAAGAUAAAUUACUCUUGAGUCCUAUCGAGCUAAUUGAUCUGGUUCGAGAAGAGCAGCACAAAAACCGCGGGUCCUUACCGAAGUCGCCGGCAUUCGUGACUGAGACGCAGACAGAGAAACCAAAAGCGGAGGAAACUGAGGAUGUUGAAUUUGAACCAGAAUCGUGUGAAGACGAUAAGACGUUAAAGAAUCGUAAGAUUUGGAGUAGAUGGAGCAAAUGGGGUGAUUGUUCGGUGACGUGCGGCGGCGGCACGAUCACGCGCUACCGGCUGUGCGUGGCGGGCAGGUGCGCGCCGGGCGAGCGCGAGGAACAGCGCCGCCCCUGCGCGCGCGCGCCCUGCCACACGGACUUCUACAACAUUACUGACGACUUACACGAAAUAGAAUAACAUCGCCUGUACCCAAGUUAUAUUUAUGUGGUCCCUAGCUUUAGUGGAAAGCGCUUGUUUCAAAUUAAUGAAAGCUAGUUUCGACAAGUCACGUGCCUUUUUUCAUUUGAUUUCCUAUAUUCGAGCGUCUUCAAUCAAGGCUAAUGGUUGUCGACAUUUACUUGGCUGCUACAAUUAAAAAAAAAACGACAUGUUCUAAAAUUUGUGUCUAUAUUUCGCUUGACGAUGACAAAAACAGCUUGAAAAGGAGAGCGAGGUUUUGCUUUACGUCAUUCUUGACCAACCUAGACAAACCUAUGUAAUUGUACUUUUAUAGCUUGACUCUGAACUGUUAUGAGAUUGAGUAUCUGUAACAAAAAGUGUUUAUAUAAAUAUAUCUACUAUC
Trichoplusia ni (cabbage looper) is the source of this 927-nucleotide messenger RNA. Its product is annotated as properdin-like. Bases 84 to 542 code for a protein of 152 amino acids. The record is from RefSeq and is a predicted model, not a curated record. The transcript has 2 exons. NCBI's taxonomy places the organism in Eukaryota, Metazoa, Arthropoda, Insecta, Lepidoptera, Noctuidae.